Molecule: messenger RNA, 1620 nt
Organism: Aspergillus pseudotamarii
Lineage: Eukaryota; Fungi; Ascomycota; Eurotiomycetes; Eurotiales; Aspergillaceae
Exons: 3
Coding region: 330-1337 (335 amino acids)
Molecular function (GO): dioxygenase activity
Source: RefSeq, a predicted model, not a curated record
GGAAACCAAGGUGACACCAAGGCAAGUGCCAAGGCUCGUAGUUCAUGGGGAUAACGGUCGAGAGCCCCUAUCGCUGGCAAUAAUCACUCUAUGAGCCACUGUUGAACAAGUCGAACAUUCGAGGCAGCUUACCACUUGUUUUCAUGGCAAGAGGCUCUUACAAUCAUCGAUCUUAUGACUCUCAGUCUAUGUCAUAUCGAGUCACCUCGGAACUACUAGUACCAGCACACAAAUAGAGAACUAUUUCCUUCUGGGGGUUUUUACGUCCUGAUGACAUUCUUGAAAAGAUAUUUUAUUCCUCUCAAGUACAAGCAUAGUAUAGUUGCACUAUGUCUUCAGUCCCCAGCUCCCUUGAAACCCACAAUAACUUGUCUAUUGCUCCCCUGCCCACAAUCGACUAUGCACGCCUCGAAGCGAAAGAUGCUGACGAGACCCAGCGACUCCUGGAGGCCUGCAAAAUCUACGGAUUCUUCUACUUGAACCUCAAGAAUAUUGGAACAAUUCUACAUGACUGGCAACAGGUUCUUCGCAUCAUGGAGAAAUACUUCAGCCAGGAUCUCAUGACAAAGAUGAAAGAUGACCGUCGCAGUGAUACCUACGGCUAUGAGCCCUGCGGAACCUCGGCAGGAGCGGUCCAUGGUACACUGGACUUCUACGAGACCCUGAAGAUUGCCCGCUCAGUAAUGUACGAAAAGACAGCAUCCCUCCCCAAAGCCGCCAAAGACAAUAUCGAGCUCUUUGACCGCUUCAUCCGAGCCUGUGAUACGAUCACCACGACCAUUCUCGCCCGGCUUUCCGAUGUCUUCGAUCUGAGCUCCGGCUCGCGCUUCGAGGAUAAACAUCGCCCAGAAGGGAAAUCGCGAAGUACACUGUCCCUCUUCCGAUAUCCGAAGCAAGAGACGCAAGAUAAUAAGGUCGGCCAUAAUAAGCACACCGACAUCGGAACCCUCACAGUCCUUUUUAGUGAGCAAUGGGGCUUGCAGGUCCUUUCGCCUGAAACGUUGGCGUGGAAUUUUGUCGCCCCAAAGCAAGACCAUGCUGUCAUCAAUGUGGGGGACUCGUUACGGUUUCUCUCUGGUAAUGUACUCAAGUCAUGCGUGCACCGGGUUACGCCCGCAAAUGUGUCUGGUCGUCAAGAGGAGCAUCGGUAUAGUAUCGCAUAUUUUCUAAGAGCGGAGGAUGUAGUACAAUAUAGGGAUAGCAAGGGCCGGGUGAUCAGUGCUAGAGAUUGGCAUGAUGAGAAAUAUGAUGUGUUUCGAUUGAGCCAUGAUGAAUCGAACAGCGACAGGAUUUUGACAGGUGGGAUGGAGAAGGGUGAGCAGUUCAUAGUUUCUUAGUAUCUUGUGAGAUGGGUGAGGUAUACUUCGUUCUCCUUGGUCUCGUCCAUUGUGUUUCUUGCAUGUUCAAAAACCAUGUUUAUCUUGUGGGCCCGGCUUAAUGCAAGCAAGAUAUGGUGGUCUUGAGGUCAAACUGCUUGAUGCGUGAGUGUACUGUUCAAAGUGCUAAUUCGUCUACCCCUGUUUGAGGCUAUCAAUAUAUUUAAUUUUGCCAUGUAUCUUGUCUCGAACUGAAUUCUCCCUACUUUGUCGCGUUCAUACACCCUAGACUUAAAGAAGCGUA